UAGCUCUAUUGAACCCGAGUUAUGUCGGUCGGAAUAUCAAAGUGUAAGUGAAGUGGCCUAGAGACCUACAUUUUGUUUUUAAAACGCAUUAUCGCUUAAAAUAAGCGAUUUUUGAGAUAAAAUAUUUCUUUAAAGGACGCCGGUGAUAUUUUAAAGACUGUGGGGUGGAAUAAUAAAGUCGCCUCGUUCGAUAUUCGUGUAUGAUGCACGAAGACGCUCCAAAAAUGAGUGUAGCGCAGAGUCUGGUCGCCUCUACGAGCCAGGCAAAGAGCGAGAUCGUGACCGAUGUCCAAAUGGAUUACGAUUUGAGUUCUACAGAACCUAAACCACCAGAGGCUAUAGGAAUUGACUUAAAAAUCGCCUAUGUGGAUCCUGCGAAUGGAGCUGCUGGUGAACCAGGCGCAUACUUGCCUGCAGCUGGCACAGUGUGCGAUCAAACGGAUACAAAGGAUGUGAUCGAAGAGCUGUGCCCUGUGUGCGGAGAUAAAGUCAGCGGAUAUCAUUAUGGACUCCUUACAUGCGAGUCCUGUAAGGGAUUUUUCAAGCGGACGGUUCAGAAUAAGAAGGUGUACACGUGCGUUGCUGAACGAGCUUGUCAUAUAGACAAAACGCAGCGAAAGCGCUGCCCAUUCUGUCGCUUCCAAAAGUGCCUCGAUGUCGGGAUGAAAUUGGAAGCUGUAAGAGCGGACCGCAUGCGAGGUGGGCGAAAUAAAUUUGGACCCAUGUACAAACGUGAUCGAGCUCGUAAGUUACAAAUGAUGCGACAGCGACAGAUAGCCGUGCAGACUUUGCGCGGUUCGCUCGGUGAUGGCGGUUUGGUGCUUGGCUUCACAUCGCCAUACGCCGCCGUUCCAGUGAAACAAGAGAUCCAGAUCCCACAAGUGUCAUCGUUGACGUCCUCUCCAGAGUCAUCACCGGGGCCAGCGUUGCUGGCCGCACAGCAACCACAACCCCAGCCGCCGCCGCCGCCUGCCCAUGACAAAUGGGAGGCGCAUUCGCCGCACUCGGCGUCGCCAGACGCUUUUGCGUUUGACGCGCCGGCCACCACAGCUGCUACACCAUCCAGCACAGCCGAGCCCACCAGCACAGAAACCCUCCGACUUUCACCUAUGAUCCGUGAAUUUGUUCAAACUAUCGAUGAUCGCGAGUGGCAGAAUUCGCUUUACGGACUCUUACAGAGCCAAACUUACAAUCAGUGUGAAGUCGAUCUCUUCGAGUUAAUGUGUAAAGUGCUGGACCAAAACUUGUUCUCUCAAGUGGACUGGGCGAGAAACACCGUGUUCUUUAAGUAUCUAAAGGUUGAUGACCAAAUGAAGUUAUUGCAACAUUCGUGGUCGGACAUGUUGGUUUUAGAUCAUCUUCACCAGAGAAUGCACAAUGGUUUGCCUGACGAAACAACACUACACAAUGGACAGAAGUUUGACUUACUCUGUCUCGGCCUCCUUGGGGUGCCUUCCUUAGCUGAUCAUUUCAAUGAGCUCCAACAUAAAUUGGCGGAACUCAAGUUUGACGUGCCGGACUACAUCUGCGUUAAAUUCUUGCUUCUUCUUAAUCCUGAGGUGAGGGGCAUCGUUAACGUGAAGUGCGUCAGAGAUGGUUACCAGACAGUGCAAGCAGCACUUCUUGAUUAUACACUCACCUGUUAUCCUACGAUACAGGAUAAGUUCGGCAAACUAGUGCAAGUAGUGCCCGAAAUACAUGCGCUGCGGCGCGAGGAGAGGAACACCUUUACCAGCGGCAUUGUGCGGGUCAGGCUCCUACACAAACACUUCUCAUGGAAAUGCUACACGCCAAGCGCAAGUGCGGUUUCCUGCCAAGCGACACGAUUGAGCCGCAUUCGCCAAUAUAGAAUCUUGAAGACCCAGUUGAAAAUAAAGGUGGACAGUGACGUUGCGCCAAGCGCUCCCGACACCACGAAUAGUAUAUUUUACAACAAAUAUUACUUAUUAAUUAGCUUUAGUUUUAACUUGGUGUGUGAUUACAUUUAAUAAGUUAUUGAUUGCGCCGAGCGCCGGCCGGCGGUGCCGUGCGUGCCUAGUCCGAAUACAGAUAUAAAACAAAUAUUUAUCUACCUAAUAUCUGUAACAUAAAUAUACAAAAAUAUUAUACACCAGUCUUGUGUAGCUACGGUUAAUUUAUUUAGCAAUCUACAUUAUGUUACUUCAAAAUUGAAUAAGUACAUAUAAACUAGGUUCUCUUUAACUCCGGUGCGUUAGCGAAGGGAAACAUUAUAUUACAAUACAUAUUUUAGGAAAGCGUCUGUGAUUAUAAACGAAGAAAUUUGAUGAAACCGUUUUUAAUGUUAGUUGAGAUGAACAUAUGUAUAAUAAUUUAGUUAUAUUGCUAUAUCUACGCAUGUUGCGGGCUCGUUGACACCCCGAGUUCCACAAUCACGAAGCCCGCUUUUCAUAUUCGUUACAUAUUAUGUAAACGACUUUACUUGUUCGUUUUAAGAGUUUACAAUAAAGCACUUUAUACAUUAUUAUGAAUCGGCUUCACUGAUAUCUUUCUUGAACGAAUCGUUUAUUAGCUUAUCUGUUCCAGAGGUAUGUAGAUCUUAUGUUGGUACGUGUGUGACAAGUUACGAAUGGUGCGCGUAGUUAUUGGCUUCAAGUGUUACAGGUUUUAUCGAAAAUUGAUAGAAAUUUGAAAUCGUCUAUAUAUAUAUAUAUAUAUAUACAUUAUAGUGUAAGAAGAACAACUUUUUCGCGAGUCAUGUUUAAAUUUUACCGUUGUUCCCUAAAAUGUUUAUCUAAAUGUUGUAUUAAAUUUAUCAACAUUAUUUUUAUCGGCCAUACCAGUACAAAUAAAAUUAUAUCCUUGUAAAUAACAUUAGCACAUUUACAAUGUUUUAAUUCUACAUAUAGUGUAAUUAUGUAAAAUAUUUCUCAACAUACGUGCAAGAAGCCUUAAAAAUCAUAGAUUUUUAAAAAAAUAUGGGUACUAGCAUCUACCGGCCGAUGGCCCAGAAAGAUGAUGUAUUUUUAUAAAACAUAUUGUUCUUUAUUAACAUAUAUAAUAUGUUAACUGAAAGUACAUGAUUUCGUAUUUUUCUAACAUAAUUAAAUAUAGGGAGUACGUAACCAAGUGUAAUGAUCAACUUUUGAAGUGGAAAAAUUAUUAUGUAUACAUAAUAUUAAACGUAAUGUUAUCAUUGUAUGUAGUACCUAUAUAACGUUGCAAAUUUAAUUUGAAAACGUUUUUAUUUUUGUAAUUAUUGAUGUCAAUUUGAUGGUGAAAAUGGAGCUCCUUGCAUAAGUUGACAACUUCUGACCACACUAUAGACAAAUUACACAGUUGCAUAAGACACUGUUUUAGAUUUAAUACUUACGAAUUAUAGUUAGGUAUAUAUUUACUCCCGCCCCGUACUGCGCAAAAUAAGCUAUGAACAAAUUAUGGUGUACCUAUCUAUUGUUAUGUAAAUAGUGUGUAACUGUAACUAAGCGUCAAUACAGCUAUUCAUCAAAACAAUACGAAUAAGUGUUAGACAAGAAAAUGAGAGUGGUUGGAGAGUGCACCUUAUGUAUCGAGCACCCAUCGAAAUAUAUGAAACUGAUGAUUUUAGUUAAUUUAAUAUGUGAUUGAUGGUUUGUGUUGAAAGUGAAUGUCUAUAUGUAAUAAAUUACAUUUAAAUACUAUAUCAUAAUAUCAUCACCGCACCAAGUGCGAACGUAUAAUAAGCUACAUCAACGAUUAGUAUAUAUAUAUAUAUUUUUUUACGAAUGGUAUUCUUUUCCAUUUGUUUGGCUUAGGUAAGAGAACUAAUAAUUUUUUUACAAAAAUGUGGCACCGCGUUUUGUCUAUAAUACCGUCCAGUGAACACACUACUAAUUUUAUUAUCAUGACAUUAAAAUUUUAAUGUAUAUAUGUAAUUAUUUUGGAUUUAAUUGCAAUUGUAAACAGUCAUAGGUGGUUGAUUGACAUUUUUCGAUCGAAGCGCUAUAGACGUACCUAAAUAUUUUAUAGGAACAUGGCAGUUGUAUUGACAAUAGAAAGGAAUGUAGUACCUGCUUUUUAAAAUUAACAUAAUGAAGUACACUCAACUCGAACAAAGUUCCUUAAUGUAUUGUUGUGGUACAAUUUUUAAAUAUACAAUAUUAACAAAAGAAUUUAUUUGAACAGCGCAAAUUUAAAUGGUUAUGUACUUUUAAAAUUUUGCUCUAAUUUAUCAAUAUAAUGAAAAUAUUGUGUACUUUUUAAUUAUUGAUGACCAUAUUGAAUAGUUAUAUUUAGAAAACCCCACGUCUUAUCUCAUUAUUUCUAAAAUCAUAAUAAAAUAUAAAUAAAUUCACAUCAAUUUCGGCGGAGCUGCGACAUUGUAAUCUUUGGAUUAAAAGAUAUUGCUGUUAGUCUAGUAUUGUUACUAAUGAUUCCGUUUAACUAACAUUGUAUUUUGAUAUCGUAUCCUUUAUUCCAAAGAUUCCAUCCGUUGCUAAGUUAAAUUUGAAUACGCUCAGUGUAAAAUGUAUGAAGCAAUAUGUCGACCACAAUAGCAAUAAUCCGCAAAGUGCAUGGACUUUUUAGGAGUGGAGGGGGGGAGGGUGGACGUUCCCAGCCCAGAAUUGACUGGUGUCCACCCGACGAUGCAGACAAAGCUUCACAAAAACGUGUCUUAAAGUACAUACGCGCUUUUUCUAAGGGGCUAGGCCCUUCUAUAAUGCUAAAUACGCCAAUGGCAGAAUGUCUCUGAUUACCCCAUUUGGGAUUAUACUCAUGAGCAUAUUUUAUUCUUCGAUUUCAUGUAAACGUCUAAUUAAAAAAGGGAAACUGAAUCGCAGCUUCACGAAUUUAGACGCUUUAUCGAAGGCAAAGCUGAUCUGUGAUGGUAUGACAUAGUUAGGUACAUUAGGCUGUGUGGGUCUUAUUUGUCCGCAUUGUAGGGCACAACGACGACAAAUUGUGACCAUUUUCUUAGAGAUCACCAUUUUCCACUACAGCUUUAAAAUUGACAUUAUUUUAUUAUGGUAGAGUGGUAUUGGAGUUUUUAAAUAAUACCGUGCUAGAUUACGAGAAGACAUUAAGAUACACUAUUACAGAAGCCGUUUACCUCGUCUUAAUUCCUUUUAUUAGUUUUGUGCAUAUUUUUUAAUAAACUGACGUUACCAUUUUAUGCAGUAUUUACGCAUCAGACCAUAAAAUAUUAUGUCACUUAUUGUAGAAUACUUACUAUGCAGUAUUAUUGUUACUAUGCUCCGAUUUUCACUCUUCUAAUAAAAGGAAAAGCGGUAAUUAUCGCCCGAAAAGUUGAGAAAUUAUGACGAUUAUAAAACUAUUGACACAGAACAACAUACUAUGUACUUUAAAUGUACUCAAGAGAUAAGGAAAAAUUAGCGCAUAGAAUUUUGUAUAUGUAUAUAUUAAAUUUCAUGUUUAUCAUCGUUACAUUUUAGUAUUGUUUGCAACAAUUUUUAUAAACCUUAAAACCAUGUAAUACUUAAUAUAAUUAUACCAUGCCUUAUAAAUCUAUUUCUGUAAUAUACUUGUUUGAAUAAUGGUUCGUCAACGGGAUUAGAUCUGUUUAGUGGUUACAGAAUGGUGUCACCGUGUGCCAUUAGUUAGUGUUCGUACAGGGUUACUGCAGUUGAGCUCGCGCUUCACACUGCGCUUCAGCCACCCAACGACCCAACUUGUUUCAGUUUAGCGCCACAUUACAAAUUUUUAUUCAUUUAAACUCAGCUACAAAUUUAGACAAUAAACAAUUUGUUAAGGUGCCAGUGUUCGUAAUUAACUUUUUUCAGUUGGUAGUUCAGAAUGUUAUGUCAUUUGCGUCAGUCUAAUCAACAACCAUUAUAAUAAAAUAUUUAAUUUUUAUAAUAUAAAAACUUAUACAUUAAAUUUAAACCUACUUACUUCUAAGGUUAGGUUGUAAUAUACAGCGUAAAGUUGUAUUUUAGUGUUUGUGUAAGUAAUAUCUAUAUUUAUGAAUUAAAGAUAUAAGUAUUUUUAAUUAAUAAGAUACACAAUGAGUGUUCUAUGUAAAUGUACAUUUUGAGUUCAAUUAGAUUAUAAGAAACGUUGAUAACUAGGUAGUUUUUAACAACUGCGUGAAGUCGGACGGGGGUGUUCGCGCGAGCGGCGAAUGCUACACCUGUAUCCGCCGCUCGCGCUCACGCGCUGUUCCACUCUGUUCGGGCACUGUUAUUUCGCUCAGAUUCCCUCGCGCAAUGUAACUUUACCCUGUCUCUUGCUAUAGGUGAUUACUUGUUGCGGACUACGACAGGGCCCUUACAAUAAUCUGUCAUUAUCAUGCUUCACUCGGCGGUAAUAGUGAUGUUUGGUGAUUGAUAUCGAUCGAUUGAUUUUGGUGGAAAGGUAUUAUAUACGCGUCGCACACAUUCCAAAAUAACGCUAAUCGCAACGCUAAGCGACGCGGGUCGACAAACGCGUUGCAAUUUGUAAGUUAACCACUUUGUUGUUCAUUAACGAUAAGUUAGGUUUAAUCUCAGUCGAUGUUUAACUUUAGUCUGUGUAUUGUAUUCUCUCGGUUAAGUUUAUAUGAGGAUGUGAAUUUGAGCGAAUCAACAGGCCCCAGCCUGAAGGGUUCAUAAUAGCUAUAAAACUAAGUACCUAAGUGAAUAAUUCUGUUGCACCUAACUUUAUUUUGCGAGCUGCGUUAGUUAUAUUUUAUUAAUUGUACAUAUAGGUAGGGCGAGGUAUACAGUUUUCAUCCAAUCUUAGAUGGUUAUUGUUGAAUCUGAAAAUGUGGGGCUGGCAAAUACCAAUGCAAUGUUGCAUUUGCUGUUGAUAAAUUUAAAUAAAUUGUUUAUCUGAUACCAUAGAUAUAUGACUAUUUAUGUGUUACUGUUGUUUAGACGGUGGCGAGGCUGCGCCUUGGGAGUUUUCAUACAAAAUUAUACGUUAUUGUUUCAUGGUCCCUAAUUGCAUGUAAUCACUAAAUCUACCUAGGAGUGAUAGCACGGCAACUCGUUAUAGGAGACAGAGCUCCCGAGGCGUACUGAAUAGAAAGUUCCCGCGCCACCGUGGAACACAUCCCUCGCAUUGCGGUCCUGUGGCCGAUAUAUAUAUUGUAAAUGUAAAACAUAAGUACACCCUAUAAGUUUAGCCACGAAAGGCUUGUUGUGAGGCUGCUUCUAUUUUAACUGAAUCUGAGCAGAGUUUUACUACGGUCAGUGGAAGUCUUUUAUCACAAGUAUACGCUACAUUACUGUUAACAUCACAAAAUAACAAGUAUAAUUAUUUGUUAAGUUAAAAGAAUUCUCAAGGGUUUUCUAAUAUAUUUACAUGCAUUACAUAAAGCAUAAUAAAUUUGUAUGUUUCAGUUAGAGUGAAGCAACUGGAAUUAUUUACCGCAGCCACAUUAGUACCGUGUCAUUACCUCACAUUAUGUCUUUUAUAAUACAUUAUGAAAUAGUUAUUGUUGUCGCUAAAUCUUAUUUUUAUUUUCAAUAUUGUUUAGAGGUGUCUUUAAGUUUAAAGCUGUAAACACGAUGAUCUAUUUUUAGAUGGCAACAUAGAUUUGGCGGUGUGAAAUGUCGCCCGUGCGUCGUCAGUGUAUUUAUUUUCAUGUUUGAUUAAUAAAUAUUGUGAGACGCACGAACGCGCCGGCGGCGGGGGUGAGUGCUCUCGCCGCUGCUCGUUAUUGUAGAAAUAAAUGAUAUUUUCGUUUAAAUAA
Molecule: messenger RNA, 7633 nt
Organism: Galleria mellonella (greater wax moth)
Lineage: Eukaryota; Metazoa; Arthropoda; Insecta; Lepidoptera; Pyralidae
Gene: ftz-f1
Product: nuclear hormone receptor FTZ-F1
Biological process (GO): regulation of transcription by RNA polymerase II; tissue development; hormone-mediated signaling pathway
Cellular component (GO): RNA polymerase II transcription regulator complex
Molecular function (GO): zinc ion binding; nuclear receptor activity; RNA polymerase II cis-regulatory region sequence-specific DNA binding
Source: RefSeq, a predicted model, not a curated record